UGCUGCCAGUCAGGGCAGGCAUUCUCAGGCAGAUGGACCAAAGGUCUGACUCGGCAGAAGGCAGCUUCCUAUGCUGUGGCAGGUCCCUCUUGUCCUUCCCGCGUUGCGGCAGGGAUGGGAUGGCUCACCUGGCGGAGAGGAAAUAAAUAACGCCCGGCAGCAGCCAUGACCAAAGACGACUCAGCAGAGCUCCCUUCCGAAGAGGACCACCAGCCCCUGGAAUGCCAGAGCCCUGUCCUGGAGAGGAGGAAGAAGCCCAUGGUCCAUCCCUCUGCCCCAGCCCCACUCCCCAAAGAUUAUGCUUUCACUUUUUUUGACCCAAAUGACCCGGCGUGUCAAGAAAUCCUGUACGACCCCAUCACCACAGUUCCGGAAUUGUUUGCGAUCAUUCGCCAGUGGGUGCCCCAGGUACAACACAAGAUUGACAUCAUUGGCACUGAGAUCUUGAAGCGUGGCUGUCAUGUUAAUGACCGGGAUGGCUUGACGGACAUGACGCUGCUUCAUUAUGCUUGCAAAGCCGGUGCACACGGCGUUGGUGACCCUGCUGCUGCUGUGCGUCUCUCUAACCAGCUGCUGACUUUGGGCGCAGACGUGACUCUUCGCAGCCGCUGGACUAACAUGAAUGCCCUCCAUUACGCCGCCUACUUUGACGUCCCAGAACUCAUCCGCAUCCUUCUGAAGGCUUCUAAGCCAAAAGUCCUCAACUCAACGUGUAGUGAUUUCAACCACGGAACAGCCCUACACAUUGCUGCUUCGAACCUCUGUCUGGGGGCCGUGAAAUGUCUCCUGGAACAUGGAGCCAACCCUGCUGUCCGGAACAGCAAAGGUCAGGUCCCGGCUGACGUCGUGCCUGACCCGAUGGACAUGACCCUGGACAAAGCGGAGGCUGCCAUGAUAGCCAAGGAGCUGAAGCAGCUGCUGCAGGACGCCGUGCCGCUCAGCUGCAACCUGCCCAAGGUCACCCUGCUCAACUACGACAACAUCCCCGGCAACCUCAUGCUCAUCUCCCUGGGCCUCAAGCUCGGCGACCGGGUCAUGGUGGAUGGGCAGAAGGUGGGCACCUUGCGUUUCUGCGGCACCACAGAAUUUGCCAGUGGCCAGUGGGUCGGCGUGGAGCUGGAUGAGCCGGAUGGCAAGAACGACGGCAGCGUGGGAGGCAUCCGCUACUUUAUCUGCCCUCCAAAGCACGGUGUGUUUGCUUCUGUGUCCAAGAUUGCCAAAGCUGCUGACCAGACUCCUUCCUCUGUGACCUCCACCCCCCGGACUCCUCGCAUGGACUUCUCCCGCAUGACUGCCAAGGGCCGCAAGGAGAAGGACAAGGAGAAGAAAGCUCUCAGGAAGAAGUCCUUGUCUGUUGGUAGCCUGGACCGCGAAGGGUUGAAGAUUGAGAUUGGGGACCAGGUUCUGGUGGCUGGUCAGAAACAAGGUGUCAUCCGCUUCUAUGGGAAGACAGAUUUUGCACCAGGCUACUGGUUUGGGAUCGAGCUGGACAAGCCUACAGGAAAACAUGAUGGAUCUGUCUUUGGCGUUCGCUAUUUCACAUGCCCCCCUAAACAUGGGGUCUUUGCUCCUCCUUCCAGAGUCCAGAGAAUUGGAGGCCCCAAGGACUCCCAGGGCGAUGGCAGUUCAGCAAAGAAAGUUCACCAAGUCACUAUUUCACAGCCAAAGCGCAACUUCUCGGCAGUCAGAACCCCAAAAGACAUCACGUCGGAAAACUCCAUCUCUAGGUUACUUUUCUGCUGCUGGUUCCCCUGGAUGCUCCGUGCAGAAAUGCAGUCGUAAACCCCCCCUCGUACCCUCUUCCUCCUCUUCCUCUGCUGUUUCUUCGCUCUCCAAGUAAUCAAAGACUGCUCUUCAGUUCUUUUUCUCAUCUCUCCUUCCCCAAUUGCCGUUCUAGUGAACCCCAGUGCCUUGUUACAACAUAUUAUGAACACCAUCCCUCUGGUAGUUUGUGAGAAACGCUAUGCUUAUACUUUCUGUUUCCCGUUUCCUGGCACAUACACGCGUGGAAUUUUGCCUAAACAUGUCCCUUCUGUUUGAGCUGAUUAUCGACUAAAACUCAUAGAUUAUUUAACUGAGAUGUGUUUGACUGGGCCACAGCCCUCGUAGUAGCAAUGGUUAGGAGACAAGUCUGUAAUAUUUUGCUCUGGUGUGUUUAGAAGAGAAUCCAGGCUCACAGAAUUCAUUACUAUUUUUGACAAAUCACAUGUACAGACUCUUGGUUUAUGGCCCUAGAAUAGGGGUUUUCAACCUUGAAUCCCACUGAUGUUGUUGGACUAUAACUCCCAUCAUUCCCUUUGGCCAUUGUGGCUGGGGAUGAUGGGAGUUGUAGUCCAAUAAAAUCAGGGGACCCAAGGUUGAAUACCCCGACCAUAGAAAACUAAUCCCAUUGCUCCAAGAUGAGAUUAGGAUCCUCUGCCCCCUGCGCUUCUUUGGACACCCUCCUUUCCUUAUUUUAGCUGCCUCCUGGAAAUGCCACCCUAGCCAGCCCGCUAAAGUCACUUCAGAUGCGCUCUCUGUCCCCAGCUCUUUCUGUUACUAAAACAGGAGCAGGAGUAAUUCUACAGUGUCCAAGACAUCCUUUUGCACUUGACAGGUACUGUUUCAGCAAACCGAGUUGCCAGUCCAGUUAGAGUUUUUCUUGCUGAUUUAUUUAAAGCGGGGGUAGGGAGGACAUUAUCCGUGGGAUACAGAUGCAAGAAGACAUCUUAGCAGCUGUGCUUGGUGUACAGAUGUGCAAGUUACCAUGCAGGGAGUUAACCACCUAGUAUCAGGCUUUGAUGCUGUGUAGAGUAAGUGUGUGUGUGUGUGUGUGUGUGUGUGUGUGUGUGUGUGUGUGUGUGUGUCAGAUCUAUAUUCCCAGAAGUCACUUUGGGGAUAACAUAACUGACUUUUAUUCUACUCUAGCUUUGAUCAGCUGUAGUGUGUUCAGUUGUCAUUCAUCUUGAUUGUGGUUUCAGACACACACAAUUUCCUCAGCAUUUCCCAUCUCGGCUCCCUCGAAGCGCUUCAUUAAAGUCACGGGGUAACAAAAAAGCUCAAAUGGGGCAGAACUUGCCACCUGGACUUCCCAGAUGCACCUGCCGGCCACUACGUGAAAGCAGGAUGCUGGUCUAAAGAGGCCUUUGGCCUGAUCCAGCAGGGCUUAUUCUUAUGUUCCCCAAUGCCAGCACGACUCCAGGAGGGUAGAGCAGGGCUUAGGACUGAUGCUGAAGUGAGCUUGAAAGGGGAAAUCCACCACCAUGAAAUGUCAAUUCCAAUUUUGUUUUGCAAAACAUUUUGGUGGUGGACUCUCUGCAUCAGCUCUCAAGACUUGACACUAAAAUCUGAGUGUUACUGGGAGUAGGGUGGGUCCUGGGUUUUCAAAGACUUUGGAUUGAAACUGGCUGACCUCUGAAUUCAGAAAGAGUGUGCAGUGUGGGAAUGUGUGUGCACCCAACAUCAUUCCAGACUGAGCUAGGAUUCUCGGACUUUCUUCCAACUCAGAAGAGAUGUGAAGAGCAGAGACUCCUCUCUUUCUCUUCCCAGCUCCAAAUGGCCCUGAGGAAAGGGCUGCCCUUCCCUUCCCUCUGCCUCUGCCUCUAUCUGUGCUCCCUUUUCCUUCCUCACCACACCUGCAGUUUGGGGGCUGCGAGGAGCAAUGCCGAAAACUGGCCACAGAGGAUACUAGGAUUGCCCCUUCAGGGAAGGGAUGGGCAACCUUGGCUCUCCAACUGUGGCUGAACUUCAACUCCCAUCAUCCUAGUCACAAUGUGUUGCUGCUGGGGAUGACGGAAGAUGUAGUUCAACAACCGCUGGAGAGCCAAGGUUGCCCUGCUUUGGGGGGGUCUCUGCCCUUAACAUCUGCACCAUUUGCAGAGCUCCAGUUGAGGCAGAUCUUUCCGGCAAGAAUGCCACAUUGGUCCUGCAGCAACCAGAGGCACAAAGAUUACGCUAACACAAGCGGCAAGGGCAGCAGAUUAUCCAUUCUGAGCAGCGAGCCAAGAGAAGCCCAUUGAGCGCAUAGCAGGGAAAGUCCAAAACUGGCGAAAUGUCCAGGGCCUUGGGGGGAAAGGGGGAUGCAUCCGUUACUGAAUCUUGUAACCUGUUCCUCCGACUCCUCCAGCCUCCUCUGCUCAAUAUCCCCCGUACUCUCUCUGCUGUUGUGUUUUUGGGAUGCCAACAUUAUUUCCGUAAACCACCCUGAGGACACUGUUGAAGGGUGGUGUGGAUUUUUUAAAAUUCACGAUCAGAUUGUCCUUCCCUUGUGCCAGCAUCUCCUGUCAUCAGUCAACCGUCACCGCAUACGUCCCCAUUUCUUCGUGGCUCUGUUGUUAACCUUGUAGGAAGUUCUCUGCCCUCUUUCAUGGACUAGCAAUAAAUAAACCUUUCUGUUGAUUUCCGCUUCACAUGGGCCACCGUGGGAAGAUGCAUUGGGUCCCUCCCCUGCCCCCUUUCAAAACCUGGGCUCACCCCUGCCCUAGACUUCUCAGCUGGGCUUUCCCCCACAUGCUGCCAGAUACCACUUAGCACUGAAACGCCAAACUCCACAGCAGCCCUUUGUGGUGGCUUUCCCUAAGAUUUCUUCCCUUUUUUCUUUUUUUGUGGUGGAAAUCACACUGGGUUGCACUCUUCUGCCUACAUAUAUAUUCUUUUAUUUUUUUAAGACAAUAACUUUGUAAACUGUUGAGUGAGUGGCUUGCCCCUCUGCUGAGCUCUCUGUUGACACUUGCAUGAUUUAUGUCUCCCCCAAACCCCCAUCCAUCCAGGCCCACUGGAAGAAAAGAGGGGGGGAAAUGUAGCAUGAAAAAAAUAUCACUAUGCUAUUGCUUAUCUGUUAUUAACAAAUUAAUAAAAAGUGUUUCUAUGUG
Molecule: messenger RNA, 4850 nt
Organism: Hemicordylus capensis (graceful crag lizard)
Lineage: Eukaryota; Metazoa; Chordata; Lepidosauria; Squamata; Cordylidae
Gene: CLIP3
Product: CAP-Gly domain containing linker protein 3
Exons: 14
Coding region: 166-1782 (538 amino acids)
Biological process (GO): cytoplasmic microtubule organization
Cellular component (GO): cytoplasm; microtubule plus-end; nucleus
Molecular function (GO): microtubule plus-end binding
Source: RefSeq, a predicted model, not a curated record